Messenger RNA from Soboliphyme baturini, 1525 nucleotides. The record is from the annotation of a GenBank genome assembly. NCBI's taxonomy places the organism in Eukaryota, Metazoa, Nematoda, Enoplea, Dioctophymatida, Soboliphymatidae.
CGGAUGAGAUGGGCCUUGGCAAGUCGUUGCAGUGCAUCUGUCUUUUAUGGGCACUGAUGAAGAGGAACGAGGGACUCGGUCAGCCGAUCCUCAGGCGGGUGUUAAUCGUAUGUCCGUGCACUCUACUGCGCAACUGGGAACAGGAGCUGAGGAAGUGGCUCGGUUUCUCAGCAAUGACCACGUACACGAUCUAUGCAAAGACGGACGUCGCCAAGUUGUUGCCAUUCCCUUCACGGUCCGUGGUGAUCAUCGGCUAUGAGAAACUGCUGCGUUCUGUGGAACAUUUUCAAGACGGCGACCAGAGCAGUUUCGACCUGAUGAUCUGCGACGAGGGUCAUCGUCUGAAGAACGUGGCGCUGAAGGCCAAUUGGAUUCUGUCCAGCAUUCCGGUUCGUCGUCGGAUCUUGUUGACUGCUACUCCAAUUCAGAACAACCUUCUCGAACUCUAUGCCCUGUUGAAUUUCGUAAAUCCGGGCAUCUUGGGAGAUCCAAACGAGUUUAAGGCCGACUACGAUCGGCCGAUCCUCGCUUCGUUGCAGAAGGACGCCAGCGAAGCCGAUGUUUGCUUUGGCCGGUACAAGAUGAAGGAGUUGAACAAAAUCUUGUCAAAGUUCUUGCUGCGUCGCACCCAAGAUGUGAUGCAGAAGUAUCUUCCUCCAAAAGCGGAAUACGUGGUUUUUUCGAAGCCAUCGGUUUUGCAAACCGUGCUUUAUUCACACCUGGCCGACAAAGCUCUGUCCGUCGAUGACGUUUGGGAUCAGGAAAAAUUUCUAGUAUACCUCGACGCAUAUCGAAAGGCUUGCAACCAUCCUUCUUUGCUGUACUUCGCCGCCGAAAAGGCCGAUUCACCUUACAGCAGUGUGCUGACUUUGUUUCCUGUUGAUUACGACCCGGCGUUGCUUUCGGUGGGUGAUAGCAGCAAACUGCACGUUUUGGCUAGUCUCCUAGAAUGUGUAUUCGCUGAUUAUCCGAACGACAAAGUUGUCAUCGCUUCUAACUUUAGCAAAACACUGAACAUUAUCGAAUCGUACUGCGUAAGCGUUGGAUACAGCUACUAUCGUCUAGACGGUGCGGUUAGCGCGGAGCAUCGCCAAAAACUGGUCAACAGCUUUAACGACCGCUCUGACAGAACUUUGAUAUUUUUGCUGAGCACCAAAUGCGGUAUGGUUUCGAAAAUUAAUGCUUUGGUGUUUGUGGUUUAUGAAAAGAGAGGAGGACUUCGUCGUUUUGUGCUUCUAGGCGGCAUAGGAUUGAACCUAAUCGGUGCCACCCGCCUCGUUUUGUACGACAUCGACUGGAACCCGACUUAUGACAUUCAAACGAUGGCACGCAUUUGGAGGGAUGGCCAGAACCAGAAACGAACAUGCCACGUUUACAGAUUGCUGACGGCCGGAACGGUCGAAGAGCGCAUGUACAUCCGCCAGAUCAGCAAACAGGAGUUGAACUGCGUCGUCGAGGAAGUGGUCAACACGAAUAUACACGGUAUGAAUAAACUCAUUGUUGCGAAAUAUAUUUUGUGCUGAAU